GGGAAGGAAGCCGCGCGCCCAGGAAAAGGAGGUAUUGGUGGAUUUGCAACGUGAAAAGUCUGGACUUCCUCCUCCAGCUGGAACAUGCCAUCCCGAGCUCUCACAAACUCCUGGCCCCGAGAUUUCCUCCCUUUUGUCUGUGAUGGCUGCUCAGGAGUUUUCUGUAUUCAACACAGAAGUCGGCCUGCUCAUGGUUGUUCUGAGGCAAAUCUAAAAAACAAAAAUAUGAAACUGGAUUAUCACAAAUCUUUUUUGUGCACAUAUAAAGGUUGUGAUGGAAGAGAACUUGUACCUGUCUCAUGUGUUUACUGUGAAAAACAAUUUUGCUUAAGGCACCGUCAUCAGUCAGACCAUGAGUGUGAGAAACUAGAAAUCCCUCAAGCUCGUAUGGCUGUCACUCAGCAGUUGAUUAAAGACAUUGUAGAUUCCAAAAAAGAAGCCACUGCAAUUAAAAAAUGCAGAGGAGCCAAGAACCCUGAAACAGCUGCAAAAGUAGCCCUGAUGAAACUGAAAAUGCAUGCCUGUGGGGAGAAGUCUGUGCCACAGACAGAGAGAAUCUAUUUCCAAGUAUUUUUACCUAAAGGAAGUAAAGACAAAAGCAUGCCGAUGUUCUUUUGUAGUAAAUGGAGCAUUGGCAAAGUAAUAGAUUCUGCAGCUUGCUUAGCAAGCCUUAAAAACGACAACAACAAAACCACAGCCAAGAAAUUAAGACUGUGCCACACAGCAUCUGGAGAAGCCCUGCCUUUGGAUCACACAGUGGCAUCAUGGAUAAACUGUAAAGACUCUCCGUUAUAUAAUGGUGGAAAUGUAAUCCUGGAAUACCUUGAUAAUGAAGUUGAAUUUUUAGCAGAUGCAGAUUCUUAUGUAUAGUAAUUAUGGAAGAUAUUGCAUUUGUAAUUAUCAGAUUGAACACAAGAGACUCUGUUUUGCUAGCUCUGUGGUGUAAGAGUGAUUUCUCCUAAGAAACGUGAAUUCAAUUUAAAAAGGGGCCUAUAUCAACAUUUAGCCCGUUGUCUUCCAAAGUGGGCAAAUACAUUUGUCAUACACGCAUAUUCAUCAGUUGUUGCUCUCUGUCCCAUAAACUGAGAAUUGAGUUCAGAUUGACAGUUACUAAACUGUCUGCCUGUGGUGC
Python bivittatus (Burmese python) is the source of this 1132-nucleotide messenger RNA. The record is from RefSeq and is a predicted model, not a curated record. NCBI's taxonomy places the organism in Eukaryota, Metazoa, Chordata, Lepidosauria, Squamata, Pythonidae.